Molecule: messenger RNA, 1485 nt
Organism: Fusarium poae
Lineage: Eukaryota; Fungi; Ascomycota; Sordariomycetes; Hypocreales; Nectriaceae
Gene: PBN1
Product: protease B nonderepressible form
Exons: 3
Coding region: 1-1485 (494 amino acids)
Biological process (GO): GPI anchor biosynthetic process; protein processing
Cellular component (GO): endoplasmic reticulum membrane; glycosylphosphatidylinositol-mannosyltransferase I complex
Molecular function (GO): mannosyltransferase activity
Source: RefSeq, a predicted model, not a curated record
AUGCGUGAGCGCGUAACUUUUAUCCACAACGACUAUAGUCUUGAUCCUGAGGCUUUGGAUAAUCAGGAUGCUGGAUUAUUGGGGCCCCAGAUCGAGACAGUUCGUCAGGACAAGCUCACUAUUCCUUUCAAUGAGCUGCCUGCUGAGCUCACCGACAUACUUCAAGAAUAUGAAGCCCUUCACAUCAGAUGGGCCAGUCCUGUCAAGUCGGAGACAAUGGACCCUUUCACCUCUCGCAUCUCACCGGGACUCCACGUCUAUGCUACUCCAGUCUCGCCAAACUCUUGCAACCCAACAAAACUUUGUAGUUGGCUUCAGAGAUUCGGUCCACUAGACUGUUCCAAGCCAGAGGCCUUCACCGAGUUUCAGCAAAGCACCUCCGCUUCACCGAGUUUCUCAUUCUACCAAGCACUCGAGGACUUGCAUUCUUUCAUAACCACUAGUUCUCAGGAAUUCUGCCCUGAGCUCGAUUCGGUCUGUAACGCUCGACUGCGCAGCCUAUUGACGGCUACUGGCCUGGACUUGUCUUUUGACAAGACAACGAACGCUCUUGUCACCUCGGCACUAUGGCCUCUUCGACCUCAAACUGUCGCAGUCCCCGCAUCUACCGCGAGGAGGGUGGAGGUUGGCAUUUUUGUCAAUGAUCGAUCGCAGCCAAACAUGAAGGAGAAUGAGCUCGGAGUUGCUGGCGUGUUGUCUGUGCUUGGUGACCAGAAGAAGCCUUCACCAACCAUUUUUACGUUUCCUGCCCGACAUCGUAGAGAUGAACUGGUUUUCAACUCCAAAUUUCUCACGCCUACAGGACUUCACCCAACCUUACAACUUAGCUUCAGCUCCAACAAGCUUCCAACCGCCGAUGGUGAGUGUGUACCCUACGCGUUCUUGACACUGCCCAAGACGAUUUUUGCGGACCGGUAUCAACUAGGAGAUGACUUGUUCCUGGCGUCCAAGAACCUCACCGCUUUGCGAUACACAACUCUUCCUGUUGAUCUCGAAGCUCCAGCAUAUACUACCGAGACUUGGGGUUCCAGCAUUCUUCUUGGUCUCUCGCCUCCCGAUCCUAGCACAGAGCAGCCAUGGAGCGUUGAAAUCCCGCUACACCUUCGAUACCUCAAACCUUCAUCGAGUGGCCAAGUUGAGAUUGAGAUUCCUUAUCCCGCUGUCUUUUGGGCAUGCUCCUCGGACGAGGGCACCUUAGAAAGCCCAUUCGACAGGUUGCAUGUGGGGUAUGAUGACUUGUUCUCUCGUGACACCGUCUUUUGGCACGCCAACCCUCAACCGGAAGGUAGUAGUAGACUCAUGAACAGAGUCAUAGUACCUGUGCUUGACGAUGAAGGGGUAGGUCCCAUCAGGUCAGGCACAGCUAUUGCUGUUGCGAUUGGUUUUGCUUGGGUUAUGUGGAAGUUGGUCAGCGUCAUGCUGAAGUCUGAUAGAGCACCAGCCGGAGUUACGAAGACGUCGCAAAAGAAGCCUCACUCAAAGUAA